AUGGACGGAGAAGAACGGCCCAGGAAGAUCCAGAAGCUCGACACUGACGAGUCGCAUGACACCGAGCCGCUAAUGACCGGCGCAAUUUGCGGCGGGCAGGAUGAGAAGCUCGAGCAAGCUCACACAGAAAACACCGCUCCCGCAACAACUCCAGAGAAAGAAUCGGAGGAGCCAACAGCUGCGGAAAACGAGUCCGAGGAAACUUCACAGAAUCUAUCGAAGCGGCAAUUGAGGAAGCAGCGCCAGCGCGAAGCUUGGGAAGCAGAACGAGAAAACCGCAAGGUGAUACGGAAGGAGAAAGCCACCGCGAGGAAGCUCAAGAAGCGCGAAGCCUGGGAGGAAGCGAAAAGGCAAGGUAAAGAUACAAAGGAGGAAUUGGCAAAGUUAUUCCCUUCGACGGGCAGGAAAGGUCAAAGAACGACACAGCUUCCAAUUACUCUGGUCAUCGACUGCGGAUUCGACGACCUCAUGAUGGAGAAGGAACGGGUAUCUUUGGCGCAACAAUUGACGCGGUCCUACUCGGAGAAUAAUAGAUCACCAUUCAAAGGGCAUCUCGUACUGUCCUCAUUCAACAAGUUGCUAAAGGAGCGCUUUGAAACAACCCUGCACAGAACCCAUGAGCAUUGGAAAAAUGUCCGCUUCUUGGACGAGGACUGGCUCUUUGCUGCGAACCAGGCAACUGAAUGGAUGCAAGGUCCACAAGGAGGGAAGCUCGUUGGGCCUUUUAAGAAUAAAGCGGACGCGAAGCCCGAGGACGGAGAGAUUGUCUACUUGUCUAGUGACAGUCCGGAUACCCUAACGGAACUCAAGCCAUACAGUACGUAUAUUAUCGGAGGGCUAGUGGACAAGAACCGCCACAAGGGAAUCUGCCACAAGCGAGCAACGGAGCUCGGAAUCAAGACGGCAAAGCUGCCAAUUGGCGAUUAUAUCCAGAUGGCGUCGCGCUCUGUUCUCGCGACAAACCAUGUUGUGGAGAUCAUGGUUCGCUGGCUGCAGCUGCAAGACUGGGGCGAGGCUUUUAUGCAGACCAUUCCAUCUCGAAAAGGUGGCGUCUUGAGAGAGGGUGGGAACGAACAGGAAGAUUCAACACCACAGAAGAGCGACGCGGUGUUGGACAGCGAGCAAGAGGACUCCACAGAGCCUGUUGCUACGAUUGAAGCCGGAGAGAAGGCUUCUGUUAGAGAAGAGGGUCUUCAAGCCGAGCAAUGA
This is a messenger RNA of Aspergillus calidoustus, 1209 nucleotides long. NCBI's taxonomy places the organism in Eukaryota, Fungi, Ascomycota, Eurotiomycetes, Eurotiales, Aspergillaceae. The record is from the annotation of a GenBank genome assembly.